AUGGUCAAAAUCGCUAUCAUCACUUACUCAAUGUACGGCCACAUAGAUACCGUGGCCAAGUCCCUCGUCAAAGGAAUUGAAGCAGCAGGAGGAAAAGCGGACCUUUUUAGGGUCGAGGAAACUUUGCCCGAUGAAGUGUUAACCAAAAUGCACGCUUCUGAGAAGCCUGACAUCCCAGUCGCAACUGCUCAGACGCUAGUAGAGUACGACGCUUUUUUGUUUGGAAUUCCCACCAGAUAUGGAAAUGUUCCAGCUCAAUGGUCAGCUUUCUGGGACCGGACCGGCGGCUUGUGGGUGAAGGGAUCCUUGCAGGGUAAGCCAGCUGGUAUCUUUGUGUCAACUGCUUCCUACGGCGGUGGACAGGAAACCACCAUCAAAACCGCAUUGACGUACUUGGUCCACCAUGGGAUGAUUUACAUUCCUGUAGGUUACAAGAACACCUUUGCGGAGCUCUCUAACGUGGAGGAGAUCCACGGUGGCUCGGCUUGGGGUGCUGGCACUCUGGCCAGUAGUGAUGGCUCGCGCACACCAAGUGAGCUUGAAUUGAGAGUGGCGGUUGCCCAGGGUAAGGCGUUCUACGAGAUUGCCCAACAUUUCCCUUUGGCAACCACGAAGCAAACCACUGCCAAGCCAGCUACGUCUGACGAGAAAAAGGCGACCUCUCAAAGAGUAACUCAAACUACUGCCACCUCUGAAAAAAAAGACGCUGACAAGAAGCAAAAUGGCUGUUGCGUAGUCAUGUAA
Molecule: messenger RNA, 744 nt
Organism: Lachancea lanzarotensis
Lineage: Eukaryota; Fungi; Ascomycota; Saccharomycetes; Saccharomycetales; Saccharomycetaceae
Gene: YCP4
Product: LALA0S03e09912g1_1
Exons: 1
Coding region: 1-744 (247 amino acids)
Molecular function (GO): NAD(P)H dehydrogenase (quinone) activity; FMN binding
Source: RefSeq, a predicted model, not a curated record